Messenger RNA from Ostreococcus lucimarinus CCE9901, 1284 nucleotides. RefSeq lists its product with no specific name. The record is from RefSeq and is a predicted model, not a curated record. The coding region runs from base 1 to 1284 and encodes 427 amino acids. Lineage: Eukaryota; Viridiplantae; Chlorophyta; Mamiellophyceae; Mamiellales; Bathycoccaceae. The transcript has a single exon.
AUGCCCGCGCGCAACGCCAUGCCCUGGCUCGCGGCGUGCGUGGAGAGCGUGCUGACGCAGCGCGACGUCGCGCUCGAGCUCGUCGUCGGCGACGACGGCAGCGACGACGGCACGCGCGAGUGGCUGCUGACGCUCGAGCGCGCGCUCGAAGCGCGAGACUCGAACGCGUCGAGCGACGCGGGGACGCGCGCGAGCGAUGGGUUCGCGGAGGACGCGCUGACGGGGGACGCGACGCGGGCGCGGAGGCGAGGCGCGGAGGACGUCGCGAGAGCGGCGUCGAGGACGUGCGAGAUGCGCGUGCUGUUGCUCGAUCGCGACCGGGAGGGGAAGAGUCCGAGUGGACAAGGGUUGGCGCUGAACGCGUGCUUCGAGGCGUCGCGAGGAGCGUUGGUGGGGGAGAUGGAGUCGGAUGAUUUGCGGCCGCCGGACGCGUUUCGAUCGCUCGCCGACGCGCUCGAGGCGAACGCGGAGUGGGACGCGGCGACGUCGCGCAUCGAGCUGUGUGGGACGGAGCGCGAGGGGAUGAAAAGGUUCGAACGGUGGCAAAAUGGCUUGCUCGAACCGCGCGAGCUGGCGCGAGGUCGAUUUAUUGAGAUUCCCGCGCUUCGCGCGUCGGCGCUCUUUCGGCGAGCCAAGCUCGAAGAGUUGCGCGCCAAGACGCCCGAGGGGGCGUUGUACAGAGACUUGUGGCGCACGGACGACGGCGCGGUGUCGGAUUUCGCGACGUGCGCCAGAGGAACGCCGGCGCCGGACGCGCGUCCGCAUCGAUGGUGGCCGGUGGAUUCCGACUUUUGGCACCGCUGGUUUCACCACGGUUUCACCGUCGGCAAGGUGCCGCGCGCGCUGUAUUACUGGCGACAGUACGACGCUCAAUCCACGCGCACACACUCGCGGUGCUCGCUCGAGCAGCUUCGUCGAUGCAAGGCGUACUUCCUCGUCGCCGCCGCGCUCGAGGGCCAGUUUUCCGCGACGCCGUUGCGCGAAAUUCGCGUGUACAGCGUCGGCGAAACCCUUCGCGCGUGGAGCGAAGCCGUGCGUCGAGAGAUCGACUGCCAGUGCCCCCGACGCCGUCCGAGCGACAUUCCGCGCCUCAUCGUCGCCCCUCGCGCGCACAAACCCGCCGCACUGUGUGCGUCCGGGUUUCUCGCGCGCGACGUCGACUCGGACGACGAUUCCGUCCUUCGCGUCUUCGCCUUUGGUUCCGAGCGACCUCGCGAGCGCGUCGCCGCCGCCGUCGCCGCGCUCGCGCGUCCGGACCGUUUUCCCCACGUCUUCGUCGCCUAG